This is a messenger RNA of Helobdella robusta, 1146 nucleotides long. RefSeq lists its product as hypothetical. The record is from RefSeq and is a predicted model, not a curated record. Gene Ontology annotation, molecular function: actin binding; protein tyrosine/serine/threonine phosphatase activity. Gene Ontology annotation, biological process: actin cytoskeleton organization; negative regulation of actin filament polymerization; protein dephosphorylation. Lineage: Eukaryota; Metazoa; Annelida; Clitellata; Rhynchobdellida; Glossiphoniidae. The transcript is spliced from 9 exons. Gene Ontology annotation, cellular component: cytoplasm. The coding region runs from base 1 to 1146 and encodes 381 amino acids.
AUGUUGUUGUCGUCGUCGUCAUCGUCGGUAGCAGCCGUUAGUGGACCGCCGCAUGAACGAUUCCUCAUCAUUGGAGUUGACGUCAACGAAAGUAACGACGACGUUACAGUCGGUCUUGUCCUUCCUGUAACCAAAGACACUGAUAUUUGUUUGGAUGGAGAAGGAGGGUUUUACAUAUCUUCUGAUGGGGUUGUUUAUUCAUUUCAUCCUGUGUCUGUUCAGGAGAUGUGGUCUGUUUGUUUGUCUGUUUUGAAGGGUGUGUGUUCGGUGAGGAACAAGCAUCAACAGCCACCACAACAGCAACAGAAUGACUGGGUGAGUUUUUAUAGGGGGGUCAGUCAGUCGUCAACGUUGCAGGUGGUUGAGUGGCUGAGGGUUGAGGAUGCACUGUCCUCGUCUCAAAAUAUUCAUCAGCAGAUAUCAGAAGGCUCCAGCGACCACACCGUCUUGAAGAACAUGAUACGAAGGAAGUUGCAGGAGAUUCUCGUCACUGCUGAUCUCGACAACGUCACCAGUAUACAGGAGAUGUUAAAGAUGGACCUGGCGAGUAGUUUGGAGAUGAGCACGAGUCAGUAUAGGCAGUACUUGGACGAGGAGAUGAUCAUGGUGAUGAGGCAGAUGGACAACCCGUCACAGAUACUCGACUUCCUCUACCUCGGAUCUGAAUGGAAUGCUUCCAAUCUCGAGGAGCUUCAAAAAAAUGGAGUUGGCUACAUACUGAAUGUCACGAAGGAGAUUGACAACUUCUUCCCUGGUAUGUUCAAGUACUGCAACGUCAGGGUCUACGAUUACGAAGAGACCGAACUCAUCAAGCACUGGAACAGCACCUACAAGUUUAUUGACGAGGCCAGACGAACGUCUUCAAAGAUCCUCGUUCAUUGCAAGAUGGGUGUCAGUAGGUCUGCUUCCACUGUGAUAGCCUACCUAAUGAAGGGUCACCAGUUCACGUUGGAACAUGCCUACCAGAUGGUCAAGCAGAGGAGGUCAUGUGUUCAGCCGAACCCUGGUUUCAUGAAACAACUCAUCAUCUAUCAGGGCAUUCUAGACGCAAGGUCAGUCGGUCUGCUGAUGUUGUUGUGUGUCGUUGUUUUUUGUUGUUAUUCUGUUGUACAUCUUCAGUUUUUUCAAGUUUUUAUUUAUAUUUAA